CGGAACAUGUCGUAUACCAACGAACGAAGAGAUAACGAUCAAUGGUCGGGCGAAUCUAAGAACGGUCCGAGCGACAAUGAUCGUGAAUAUGCUGCUGGCCCACCGGGCAUGGACCCCGAUGGCGUCAUCGAGUCCAAUUGGGACAUUAUUGUCGACAACUUUGAUGAUAUGAAUCUGAAAGAAGAACUGUUGCGCGGUAUCUACGCUUACGGAUUUGAAAAACCUUCAACUAUCCAGCAGCGUGCUAUUUUGCCGUGUGUUAAAGGACAUGACGUUAUUGCCCAGGCUCAGUCUGGUACUGGUAAAACUGCUACCUUCUCGAUUUCUAUUUUAGAAAAGAUUGAUACAAGUCUGAAUGAGUGCCAGGCCUUGAUCCUUGCACCCACUCGUGAAUUGGCCGUACAGAUUCAGAAAGUAGUGAUUGCCCUGGGUGAUUUCAUGAAUGCACAAUGCCACGCUUGCAUCGGUGGUACCAAUGUCCGCGACGAUAUGCGCAAGUUGGAGCAAGGCGCUCACGUAGUCGUUGGCACGCCCGGCCGUGUUUUCGACAUGAUGAGUCGAAAUGCAUUGCGCUCCAAACAUAUUAAAUUGUUUGUCCUCGAUGAAGCUGAUGAGAUGCUUUCUCGUGGAUUUAAAGACCAAAUUCACGAUGUUUUCAAACUCUUACCACCUGAAGUCCAAGUGAUUCUACUAUCUGCUACUAUGCCCACGGACGUGCUUGAAGUAUCCAUGUGCUUUAUGAGAGACCCUAUCCGUAUUCUCGUUAAGAAAGAGGAGUUGACUCUUGAGGGUAUUAAACAGUUCUUUAUUUAUAUUGAACGCGAGGACUGGAAACUUGAUACUCUGUGCGAUCUCUAUGGCACACUAUCAAUCACUCAGGCUGUUAUUUUCUGCAACACUCGUCGCAAGGUCGAUUGGUUAACCGAAAAUAUGCACCGCAAAGAUUUUACUGUCUCUGCUAUGCACGGUGACAUGGAGCAGCGCGAGCGUGACGUUAUUAUGCGUCUCUUCCGUACUGGAUCCUCGCGUGUCUUAAUAACUACUGAUCUUCUCGCUCGUGGUAUCGAUGUCCAGCAGGUUUCCUUAGUUAUCAACUAUGAUUUGCCCUCAAAUCGAGAAAACUACAUUCACCGUAUCGGACGUGGUGGCCGUUUUGGUCGUAAAGGUGUCGCGAUUAACUUUGUGACAGCCGAAGAUAAAAGAACUUUGAAGGAUAUUGAGCAGUUUUAUAAUACGCGCAUCGAUGAGAUGCCCAUGAAUGUCGCUGAUUUGAUCUAAACGUGCCCGAGGAUAAAUUAUUCUUUAUAAAAGAAUAAAAAUAAGUGCAAAAAGGAGCUCUCAGCUAAUAUCUUUCAUGUGGUGUGUGAGUAUACUCUGAAUACUGAUUUUGUGAAAAAUAAUCGCUUGGAUAUAAGCGCAAAUUGUACCGCGGAUUAUAUUCCUACGGGUAUUAAUAAUUAUUCUUCAAGUUACUUUUGUUUAAAAAAAACAAGUGCGUAGACUUUUACAGUAGGUGAAAGAAAUAGUUUCACGGAUUGUGUGCUUUUAUAUAACGCAGCCGUGAUUAUUUACGCUACUGAUUAUAUAACUCUUAAAAUAUUACCAUAAUCACUUAUACACAUGUAUAUUAGUAUAGUUAGUACCGUAAAAACUGGCUAAAAUCAUAAGAAAAAUCAGCUGACAAGCGUUUGCUCUUCGCGGUAAGCCGCGUUGACACGCGUGGCCCGCAGGUCGCAUCUUAGUGGCUCGAAGGUGAAGCAUUAGCUUUCACCGGGUCUAAGGGAAUUGAUAAUUAAACUUUUUUUUAUUUAUUUGUGUCUCAGUCAGUUUUCGGUAUUAUUAUAAUUAUUUUAUCAAUAU
Messenger RNA from Copidosoma floridanum, 1860 nucleotides. RefSeq names its product eukaryotic initiation factor 4A-I. Gene Ontology annotation, molecular function: ATP binding; nucleic acid binding; RNA helicase activity. The record is from RefSeq and is a predicted model, not a curated record. NCBI's taxonomy places the organism in Eukaryota, Metazoa, Arthropoda, Insecta, Hymenoptera, Encyrtidae.